UUUUUAUAAAGAAACGACGUCGUAGUAACCCUUCUUCCUAAGUCGCCCAGGUCCAUUUGAGGAUCGGAGGAUAUGAAUCUAUCUGUCCUUUAGUUGGAUUUGAAAACUUGUUUGAUCCAUCCAUCAAUUUUCUCAGGACCGAUCUCGAUUCCACAGGUAGGAUUUGUUUCGUGGAGGAAGAAGAUGAUGAAGAUUCGAAUUGGUGUGAUGGCGUUGUUGGUGGCUCUCUCUGUGAUUGAAUUUGGAUUGGCUUCUCCUAACACCGUCCCUGCUUUCCUCUGGUCUCCUCAUCUCCAGGCUGGUAAUGGUGAAUUAGAUCGGGCUGUGAAUUAUCAGGUCAUGUCUGCGAAAGAUCUUGUAAAUUCUGUCUUCACUCAUGGAAGAUGGUCAAACCUUCUGUGCUCUGAGAAGAAAGUUGAGCAACCUGUUGAUGUCGCACUUGUGUUCAUUGGCAGAGAGUUACUGUCUUCUGAUGUUUCUUCGAUAAGGAAUUCAGACCCUUCCCUUGUUAACACAUUGAAUGGUCUCUUUACAUCUUCCAACUUCUCGUUGGCAUUCCCAUAUAUCGCUGCGCCAGAGGAAGAGAGGAUGGAGAAUUUGUUGCUUUCAGAGCUUAAACAAGCUUGCCCUCACAGUGCAGGAGUCAGCAAUAUUGUGUUUUCAGAUUCUUGCUCUGUUGAGGAUGGAACAAUUCAAAAACUAUCAGACUUGCAAUCUUUCAAAGAUCAUUUGCUUGCUAGAAGAGAAACAAGGAAAGAAGGAGAAACUGACUUGGUUGUGCUCUGUUAUGAGGGUUCUGAAUCAUCUGGCCAGUCACAUUCAGAGCGUGAAAGCAUCUCUGAACUUGUUAGUUCUGUGGAACAAUCUGGCAGUAAAUAUACAGCUCUUUAUGUUUCUGAUCCUUACUGGUACACGUCUUACAAAACCCUCCAAAGGUUUCUAGCUGAAAGUGGUACCGGAAACAGCAGCUCUGUUGGUGUUUCCGCAACCUGUGAUGAACUCUGCAAAUUCAAGUCAUCACUUUUGGAAGGCAUACUAGUGGGAAUAGUUUUUCUUCUCAUCUUGAUCAGUGGACUUUGUUGUAUGGCGGGUAUUGAUACACCAACUAGAUUCGAGACUCCUCAAGAUUCUUGAGCAGUUGACUUCUUAAAGAGUCAUCCCCACCUUUUUGCUUUGCUUUUUUGCUUGUCUUUUCUCUGCAUAGUGCGUGUGGUGGUGAAAAGGUACUUCAAUGUCGAUGGUCACAUUACUAUAUGCGAUGUAAAGUCCCCUUGUAUCAUUUAUUCAUCUUGUUUGUGAGUCUUUCCUAUACACUAAAAAUUAAUAAUGGAGAGCAAGUAAGAACAACCCAGAGAGACACUGGAAGGACUACAUUCUUUUAUAAACAUGUUAUAUUUCUUUUUCUGUCUUAA
Molecule: messenger RNA, 1412 nt
Organism: Raphanus sativus (radish)
Lineage: Eukaryota; Viridiplantae; Streptophyta; Magnoliopsida; Brassicales; Brassicaceae
Exons: 9
Coding region: 184-1134 (316 amino acids)
Source: RefSeq, a predicted model, not a curated record